This is a messenger RNA of Poeciliopsis prolifica (blackstripe livebearer), 2982 nucleotides long. RefSeq names its product collagen alpha-1(III) chain-like. Lineage: Eukaryota; Metazoa; Chordata; Actinopteri; Cyprinodontiformes; Poeciliidae. The transcript is spliced from 10 exons. The coding region runs from base 1 to 2982 and encodes 993 amino acids. The record is from RefSeq and is a predicted model, not a curated record.
AUGGAAUAUGGCACUAUGGAGGAGCGAGAGUCCAUCCACCAGAACCGUGGAAUAUCAUCACUGUAUGGAGAAAAGAUCCAUCAUUUCAUCCUCAGGAAAAUGUUUGGCUCCCUGCAGGAAACAAAGAUCUGGAGACGCGUUCUGGGAGAAUCUACUCUGCUGGAUCAGAACCGGACCGCAGCAGAUUCUCCUGGUUCUGCAUGGCGAGCCCAGCAUGGACAGAGCGUCCAGAACCGGGGUCCCUCCGAUCCAAACGGACUCCUGACAGGAGCAGCGAAGCGUGAAGCUGCAAACAGGAAGAACCGGCGCCGCUGGUCCUCUAGUCCUCCUAGUCCUCCAGGUCCUCCAGGUCCUCCUAGUCCUCCUAGUCCUCCAGGUCCUCCUAGUCCUCCUAGUCCUCCAGGUCCUCCUAGUCCUCCUAGUCCUCCUAGUCCUCCAGGUCCUCCUAGUCCUCCUAGUCCUCCAGGUCCUCCAGGUCCUCCAGGUCCUCCUAGUCCUCCAGGUCCUCCUAGUCCUCCAGGUCCUCCUAGUCCUCCUAGUCCUCCAGGUCCUCCUAGUCCUCCAGGUCCUCCUAGUCCUCCAGGUCCUCCUAGUCCUCCGUGUCCUCCUAGUCCUCCAGGUCCUCCUAGUCCUCCAGGUCCUCCAGGUUCUGUUUGGGAUCUGGUUCCGUCUGUCAAGCAGAACCAGAACCCCAAUGAAGACAACAAGACUCUGAUCGGUUCUGAUCUUCCAGCCGUUCACCGCAGCGCUGCCGGGGGUUCGGCUGUUCCUAACCGCUCUGCAGCGGAAUCAGCCGCGGAACCGGCCGCGGUCCGUCCGGAGCUCCGAGGCCCGGUCCAGUACCGAGCUGCCCAGUACUGGACCCGGCUACUGGACCGGGCAGCGAGCGGCGCUUUCAACUUCCAGCUCAUUUGGACCGACGGAACACAAAGAGCCAUUGUGGCCCCGCAGCCCCCAGAACCGCCCCCUGCCAGCACCCUCAGCGACGGGGGGGUCAAAGGUCGCCUGGCUCCACUGACCGCCAAACGCUGCCCACUGUGUCCCGGCGUGGCGGCCCGAUGCUCGGCCCGAACCGAACCGGGCCAGGGAGGCGGCCGUCCGCUAAUUAGUAGCCGCGGGGAGCGCACUCAGAACCGGACACUUCCUGGCGAUGACGCCGAGCCGCGGAGCGCAGCCGGCGGGACGGGAACGGGACUGAAGCGGGACCAAAACCGAACUAGGAUCGGACCGCAGCCGGACCGGAACUGGGCCAGAACGGGACCCGAUUCGGACCAGUCCCAAAGAGGUGGGAAAAGAGCCUCAUUUGCUGUGGUUCGGUUCGGCUCGGCUCGACUCGGCUCUGCGCGCACCAGGACCCCACGGAGGAACCGCUCGUUCUGGCAUGACGGCCAACAUGUAGUCCGCUCCGAACCGGGAGGAAUCAUGGGUAAAAAAAACCGACCAAUCUGGUGUGGAGCCCAUGGCAAGCCUCUCGCCCUGAACAUAGAGCAACACCAGAAGACGCUGGACGUCUGUCCACCGAGCGACGUCACUUCCUGUGCAGCAUCUGACUGGAGCACAACCAAUCAGAGACGGCCAGGGGUCAGCAGUCCCAGUGGAUCCAAACCCAGUGGAUCCAGUCCCAGUGGAUCCAAACCCGGUGGAUCCAAACCCAGUGGAUCCAGUCCCAGUGGAUCCAAACCCGGUGGAUCCAAACCCAGUGGAUCCAGUCCCAGUGGAUCCAAACCCGGUGGAUCCAGUCCCAGUGAUCCAGUCCCAGUGGAUCCAAACCCGGUGGAUCCAGUCCCAGUGGAUCCAAACCCAGUGGAUCCAGUCCCAGUGGAUCCAAACCCAGUGGAUCCAGUCCCAGUGGAUCCAAACCCAGUGGAUCCAGUCCCAGUGGAUCCAAACCCGGUGGAUCCAGUCCCAGUGAUCCAGUCCCAGUGGAUCCAAACCCAGUGGAUCCAGUCCCAGUGGAUCCAAACCCAGUGGAUCCAGUCCCAUGGAUCCAGUCCCAGUGGAUCCAAACCCAGUGGAUCCAGUCCCAGUGGAUCCAAACCCGGUGGAUCCAAACCCAGUGGAUCCAGUCCCAGUGGAUCCAAACCCGGUGGAUCCAAACCCAGUGGAUCCAGUCCCAGUGGAUCCAAACCCGGUGGAUCCAGUCCCAGUGAUCCAGUCCCAGUGGAUCCAAACCCAGUGGAUCCAGUCCCAGUGGAUCCAAACCCGGUGGAUCCAGUCCCAGUGGAUCCAAACCCAGUGGAUCCAGUCCCAGUGGAUCCAAACCCAGUGGAUCCAGUCCCAGUGGAUCCAAACCCGGUGGAUCCAGUCCCAGUGAUCCAGUCCCAGUGGAUCCAAACCCAGUGGAUCCAUCCCAGUGGAUUCCAAACCCAGUGGAUCCUCCAGGUGAUCCAGUCCCAGUGGAUCAAAACCCGGUGGAUCCAGUCCCAGUGGAUCCAAACCCAGUGGAUCCAGUCCCAGUGGAUCCAAACCCAGUGGAUCCAGUCCCAUGGAUCCAAACCCAGUGGAUCCAGUCCCAGUGGAUCCAAACCCAGUGGAUCCAGUCCCAGUGGAUCCAAACCCGGUGGAUCCAAACCCAGUGGAUCCAGUCCCAGUGGAUCCAAACCCGGUGGAUCCAGACCCAGUGGAUCCAGUCCCAGUGGAUCCAAACCCAGUGGAUCCAGUCCCAGUGAUCCAGUCCCAGUGGAUCCAAACCCAGUGGAUCCAGUCCCAGUGAUCCAGUCCCAGUGGAUCCAAACCCAGUGGAUCCAGUCCCAGUGGAUCCAAACCCGUGGAUCCAGUCCCAGUGGAUCCAAACCCAGUGGAUCCAGUCCCAGUGGAUCCAAACCCGGUGGAUCCAAACCCAGUGGAUCCAGUCCCAGUGGAUCCAAACCCAGUGGAUCCAGUCCCAGUGGAUCCAAACCCAGUGGAUCCAGUCCCAGUGGAUCCAAACCCGGUGGAUCCAGUCCCAGUGAUCCAGUGGAUCCAGUGAUCUGCUGCUGUUAG